AGGUUCUCGGCCCUUGCCCUUGAAGCUACUCGCUUGCGCUUACUCUUUCACCCUUGCUAACAACUCCGGCCGCCGGCGUAGCGUAUCCGGCGAGAAAUGGCGGGAAGAGAGGUGCUGAUGCUAGAGGCACCGCCGGAUGCCGCCCUGGAGGGUUGGUCCGCAGUGCGAGGUGAUGAGGACAUCGAUGCGCUGCCGUACAUCGACGAGGACUACGGCAACCCGCGGGUGAAGGCGGAGGUGGAUCGUCUGGUUGAGGAGGAGAUGCGGCGCAGCGUCAAGAAGCCCGCGGACUUCCUUCGUGAUCUCCCUCCGAUGCCCAAGUUCGAUUUCGAGAAUCACCCUAUGUUGGCUAGAGAGUAUGAACGUGUGAGAGCUGGCAGGCCUUCUGCAACAUUGGAGAUGUCCCGAUAUGGAUUAGAGCCCCCGCCGAUCAAUAAGCGAAACGAUGUAUCUGCUUGGAGGCAGGCAGUGAGAAAUGCUCAGACCCUUGUACAACAUCAAAUCAUCAGAAUUGAGAAUCUGGAUCUAAUGGUGAAGUAUGGCGUUGAUGUCUGGAAACAUCAGAACAAACAAAUGGAGUCUUUUCUGUCCAGAUUGCAGGCAAUUGCUUUGGAAUACAAUGAAAAUAUUGAGAAUGUGAACCGGGAAAGAAAAUUCCAUCAGCAAAACACUGGUGUGGAACUAGAUGCCUUAUCUGCACAAUGGACGGAACUGUGCCUGAAGAACAUAGGGAUCCAAGCUGCAUGUGCUGAACUGGAGAAUCAUAUUGAGCAUCUCAAAAUGGAAGCAAAAGAGAGUGGUUUGGAUUUGAAUCCCAACAUGGAAACUGCACCUGCUACUAGCUGAGGAAGCCAAAGUUACUGUUUCAUUGGCUGAUGCUGAAGUGCCUGCAGUGAUUUUUAAUAUCAAGCCAAGUCCUUCAGGUUCAGGCAAGUGAAGAUGACAAGUUUAUCACAUUCAAAUCAGUUGCAGCCGAGGUUGGAGAUGGGAUGUUUAGAAGUUGCAUGCAUUUUAUUCAACCUUGUUUGGUCCAAGAUGACCUUCUGGUAAUUUCCGCCAAUUUCUUCAGUUUCCUGGACAGUGAAAUGUUUUCAUGGUGAAUUCUAAACUUGGUUGGUUUACUUGUUGGAACUUAAAAUUAUUCCCCUGUCAAGCAUUCUAGUUUGAGUUUUUGAAUUAUUUUGCUCA
Dioscorea cayenensis subsp. rotundata (Guinea yam) is the source of this 1188-nucleotide messenger RNA. RefSeq names its product pre-mRNA-splicing factor SPF27 homolog. Lineage: Eukaryota; Viridiplantae; Streptophyta; Magnoliopsida; Dioscoreales; Dioscoreaceae. Gene Ontology annotation, biological process: mRNA processing. Gene Ontology annotation, cellular component: catalytic step 2 spliceosome; precatalytic spliceosome; Prp19 complex. The record is from RefSeq and is a predicted model, not a curated record. Bases 97 to 846 code for a protein of 249 amino acids. The transcript is spliced from 6 exons.